Messenger RNA from Haliotis rubra (blacklip abalone), 537 nucleotides. RefSeq lists its product as uncharacterized. The transcript has 3 exons. The record is from RefSeq and is a predicted model, not a curated record. NCBI's taxonomy places the organism in Eukaryota, Metazoa, Mollusca, Gastropoda, Lepetellida, Haliotidae. The coding region runs from base 1 to 537 and encodes 178 amino acids.
AUGUAUCUGUCUGUAUAUCUUGUCAUUAAAUGUGCAAUAAGAGAAUUCAAAACAGGUGGUAGUGAGGUUAAUGAUGCUAACUAUCGUAUCAAAUUCUUUGAUUCCAGUCUGGAGCUUGUUCCGGAGAAUUUCCAGGUCUUCUUGCAAAGGGAUGUUAGUGAAGAGGUCAACUACAUCAUAGCUGACCAUGGAUUAAAGUAUGUACCUGUGAGCGCCAAGAUAAACACUGAUGCCUUCAUCACAAGCAUAGAGAGUGGUCUCCAACAACUUGCACCGAAUGGCAACGUGGACAACCACCAGAUUAUAGACACCAUCAAGAAAGCGCCCAGGCCACGCAGCAACCUCUCUGUGCAAGAAAGACAAGCAAUUGCUGAACUCGGACAAAAUAAAGCAAUCACCAUCACUGAAGCCGAUAAAGGUAAAGCAGCUGUUAUCAUGGAUACACAAGACUUCGAACAGCUCAUAAACAACAGCCUUUCUGAUACCCCAACCUAUCUCAUCAUCACAAAAGACCCCACUGCAAAACUUGAGCGGUAG